This is a messenger RNA of Drepanopeziza brunnea f. sp. 'multigermtubi' MB_m1, 1410 nucleotides long. RefSeq lists its product as uncharacterized. Gene Ontology annotation, molecular function: pyridoxal phosphate binding; kynureninase activity. Lineage: Eukaryota; Fungi; Ascomycota; Leotiomycetes; Helotiales; Drepanopezizaceae. Gene Ontology annotation, cellular component: cytoplasm. The record is from RefSeq and is a predicted model, not a curated record. Gene Ontology annotation, biological process: NAD+ biosynthetic process.
AUGGGUUCCAUUAUGCUCGCAGAACAACAAACCCCCAAGCACGUUUUCCCGGCCGAGGCAAACACUCUCGAAUACGCACAAUCCCUUGAUGCCACAGACCAUCUCCGCUCCUUUCGAGAGAAGUUCAUUAUCCCCUCCAAAUCCAACAUCAAGACGAGAACACUCGUCAAGCCAGAAUCCAAAGAUCCUUCCAUCUACUUUUGCGGAAAUUCUCUCGGGCUCCAGCCUAAGGCUACAAGAGAGUAUCUCAGCGCAUAUCUCGAUACUUGGGCCACGAUCGGUGUCCACGGCCACUUCGUGCCGCUCGAGGGCUCGCCUAUGAUCCAGUGGCAACUGCUCGCCGAAGAUGUAUCUCGCCAGUUCGCUCCCAUCGUUGGAGCAUCUCCUUUCGAGACUGGUAUCAUGGCCAGUCUGACCAUAAACUUGCAUUUGCUGAUGGCAAGCUUCUAUCUCCCUACCGCUGGAAAGAGCAAGAUCAUUCUGGACUGGAAAGCAUUCCCCAGUGACCACUUCGCGAUUGAGAGUCAGAUCCUGCAGCACGGCUUUGAUCCUAAGGAGAACAUGAUUAUGAUUGGGCCUGAGGAUGGAACGUUUGAGGUUACGACUGGGAGCAUUCUGAAGAUCAUUGAUGAGCACGCAGAGAGUACUGCUCUGCUCCUCCUUCCUGGAAUCCAGUACUACACAGGACAGUUCUUCGAUAUCAAGACUAUCACUGCGUAUGCGCAAGCCAAGGGCUUGAUCGUAGGUUGGGAUCUCGCUCACGCCGUCGGAAACGUACCGUUGCAACUCCACGACUGGAAUGUGGAUUUUGCUGUUUGGUGCACGUACAAGUAUCUGAACUCUGGACCCGGGGGCGUCGGUGGUUUCUAUGUUCAUGAGAGACACGGGAAGGUCGAUUACUCUGAUGGGCAAGAGAAGAGACCGACGUACAGACACAGAUUAGCAGGAUGGUACGGUGGUGACCAGGUGGGACGGAUGAACAUGAAGAAUGAAUUCCGUCCUAGCCCCGGUGCCUCCGGCUACCAAGUCUCCACUUCCUCCACCGUAGAACUCGCCUCCCUCUCCGGUUCCCUAUCCGUCUUCGCACAAACCUCCAUGUCCGAUAUCCGCAAGAAGUCCGUCAUGAUCACCGGCUACCUCGAGCACCUUCUCCACGCUAGCCCACACUACGAGCGAAACUUCACCAUCAUUACUCCCUCGAAUCCUGAAUGGCGUGGUACCCAGUUGAGUGUCAUGUUCCAUGCGGGCAAGCUAGACACUGUCAGCGCCAUGUUGGACGAAGCAGGAAUCGUGGCCGACAAGAGGAAACCGGACGUCAUGCGCGUGGCGCCGGUACCGCUGUACAACACUUACGCCGAGGUAUUCGAGUUUGUGAAGAUACUGAAUGAGGCACUUGAUAAGUUUAACUAG